CUUUCAUGAUUCCCACUUCGCCUACAGAGCGCUGGCAGACCAUAUAAAAGCCAGUAAAUAAUUAUUAGAAAAUCAAGUUCGGCCACAGGUGGAUUAAUAAAACUGACAGAGUCCUAGUGAUAGGAAUUCGUUUUUGGCUCCUCCCCCUGAGAACAGAAUGGUUUGUUCCGCACCCGGAAGUGUUGAGGAAGAAGUUCUUUCAAAGUGGAGUUUUGCCUUUUCUUCCGCCCUAAGCUGUGAAUGGCUUUCGCCUGUUGCGCGCGAGCUCAUGAAUAUGCAGAUGUGAGUGGGCGGGGCUGUCCGCGAGGCUGUGUGAGAGUGGGGCAGGGCUGCAGGGUGCUGAACCGGGUCACGGACACCUUCACCGCCCGGGAGCACGAGCACUAACCCGGGGUCACCGAGUCCCAGCAGCAGGAAGUGUCCGGUGCGCGGGCUGCCAUACCGCACUGCUGUGUGCUAGCCGGGCCUGGGGUGAGCGGGCGGCAUGGAUCCACCGGCCGGGGGAGGGGGCCCUAUGGGACCCACCAAAAGCACCAAGGAAAAGAAAAAGCCGAAGAGCCAGGAAGAAGGAGGGGAUGGAAAGUCCAAAAAAUUUACUUUUAAGCGGCUCAUGGUAGAUGAGCUGGAGCGAUUCACAAGUAUGAGGAUGAAGAAGGAAAAAGACAAGCCGCAUAUCUCACACCGAAACUCUGCUAAUUACUCAGAUGCUGCCGGUCCCCUUCAGACUCUACAAGAGCUUCCAGAUGACACCAUUUUACAACUAUUUGAACAAAUGCUGGAUGAUAUGAACCUCAAUGAGGAGAAACGGCAACCGUUACGAGAGAAGGAUAUGAUGAUCAAAAGAGAAAUGGUUUCUCAAUACCUACACACAUCCAAACCGGCCAUGAACAAAAAAGAAAGCUCGAGGUCUCCGCAGGUAUACAUCCAGGAGCUGAAAUAUGGAGUGUCAGACGCCAAUCUACUGUCCUGCCUAGAGUCCCUGAGAGUUUCUCUGAAUAAUAAUCCUGUGAGUUGGGUGCAGAAUUUCGGUGCAGAGGGUCUAUCGUGCCUUUUAGACAUCCUGAAAAGACUACAAGAAGAGCCUCCGAUGUCCAGAGAUACAAAAAGCCAGCAUGAAAUUAUAAGGUGUUUGAAAGCGUUUAUGAAUAACAAUUUUGGUAUAAAGACAAUGCUUGAAACAGAAGAUGGAGUGCUCCUUUUGGCAAGAGCCGUGGAUUCCACUGUCCCUGCCAUGAUGAUCGACGCAUUGAAACUGCUUUCAGCGAUGUGCAUCUUGCCACAACCAGAGGACAUGCAUGAGCGUGUUCUCGAAGCUCUUACUGAAAGAGCAGAAAUGGAUGAAAUGGAGCGCUUUAAACCAUUACUUGACGGCUUGAAGUUUGAGACUUCAGUAGCACUGAAGGUGAGCUGUAUGCAGUUAAUAAAUGCUCUCAUCAUCCAAGGGGAAGAACUAGAUUUCAGAGUUCAUAUUCGUAGUGAAUUGAUGCGCUCUGGAUUGAGCAGUAUACUAAAGGAACUGCAAGAAAUAGAGAAUGAUGACUUCAAUGUACAGUUCAAUGCUUUUAUGGAACACAGCGAGUUUGAUUCUGAUGACUUAAGAAGUCGCUUGGAUGACAUCCGCAUUGAGAUGGAUGACUUCAGCGAGGUUUUCCAAAUUCUUUUGAACACUGUCAAAGAUUCUUCUGCGGAGACAUUAUUUCUCUCAAUUCUACAGCAUCUCCUGCUCAUCCGAAAUGAUUACGAUGCAAGACCUCAGUACUACAAGCUAAUAGAUGAGGUGGUAUCACAGAUAAUCCUUCACAAGAAUGGAGCUGAUCCUGAUUUUAAGUGCAAACGUUUAAAUAUAGAUAUUGAAGGCUUGAUUGAUCAUUUGAUUGACAAGAAGAAAGUUGAAGUGAGUGAGGCCAAAGCACGGGACUUGGUGAAAAAGCUGGAUUCUGAGAUAAUAGCCCGCCAUGAACUCCAGGUGGAAAUAAAAUCCAAGGAAAGUGACUUUGAACAGAAGUUUACAGAGCUCAAAGGAGAGAAACAAGAGUUAGAUUCGGAAAAGCAAAUACUUGUCACAGAGAAGGAAAAGCUGGAAUCGGACAUUGUUAAUUUGGCAGAGAAGGUUGACAAAUUGUCCAAGGAAUUGGAGGAUACAAAAAAGGAAAUGGCUUCAAUAUCUUCCUCAACUCUUAUUGUACCUGUUCCUGCUCCCCCUCCAUUACCAGGAUCAGCUACAUCUAUAGGAGCUCCCCCACCACCUCCUCCACUUCCUCCUUUUAUGGGUGGAGGUAUUCCUCCUCCACCACCUUUUUCAGGUGGUUCUUCACUACCACCACCACCUCCACCAUUGCUUGGUGCAACUCAUAUUCCACCUGCACCUCCAUUUCCAGGAGCACCUGGGAUCCCUCCUCCUCCACCAUUCCCUGGUGGCCCAGGAAUGCCACCUCCUCCUCCACCUCUUCCUGGUGGCCCAGGAAUGCCACCUCCUCCUCCACCUCUUCCUGGUGGCCCAGGAAUGCCACCACCUCCUCCACCUCUUCCUGGUGGCCCAGGAAUGCCACCACCUCCUCCACCUCUUCCUGGGAGGCCUGGAAUACCACCGCCUCCACCUUUCCUUGGUGGUCCUGGAAUUCCACCACCACCACCAGGAAUAGGAGGAGCACCACCUCCGCCACCAGGAUUUGGAGGCUGGGGUCAACCUGCUCCACCUGCUCUGCCUUUUGGAUUGGCUCCAAAGAAGACAUACAAACCCGAGGUUCAAUUGAAACGGCCAAACUGGUCAAAGAUUGCUCCUACAGCACUGUCAGAGAAAGCCUUUUGGACCCAGGCAAAAGAGGACAGAUUUGAAAAAGAGGAGCUGUUUGCAAAAAUAACCCUCACUUUCUCUGCACAGGCAAAGUUGAAAAAAGACCAGGAUGGCAUUAAUGACAAAAAAGCUGUUGGCAAAAAAAAGGCAAAGGAACUCAAAGUACUAGAUUCAAAGACUGCACAAAAUCUGUCUAUCUUCUUGGGUUCAUUCCGAAUGCCUUAUCAGGAAAUUAAGAAUGUGAUUUUAGAAGUAAAUGAACAAAUACUUACAGAAUCUAUGGUUUCGAAUCUCAUUAAGCAAAUGCCAGAACCAGAUCAGUUACAGUUAUUAGCAGAAUUGAAGAAUGAAUAUGAUGAUUUGUCAGAGCCAGAACAGUUUGGAAUUGUGAUGUGUGAUAUCCCUCGACUGCGCCCACGACUCAACGCCAUACUUUUUAAACUCCUUUUUAAUGAGCAAGUAGAAAACAUCAAGCCUGACAUUGUAUCUGUUACUGCUGCCUGUGAGGAGCUACAGAAGAGUAAGAGCUUUGCCACCCUCUUGGAGAUCACAUUGCUUGUCGGUAACUUCAUGAAUGCAGGAUCUAGGAACGCUGGGGCUUUUGGAUUUGAUAUUUCUUUCCUCUGCAAGCUAAAAGAUACAAAGUCUGCUGACCAGAAGACCACCCUGUUGCAUUUCUUAGCAGAGUCUUGUGAACAAGACUACCCAGAUGUAUUAAAGUUUCCAGAUGAGUUGGUCCAUGUUGAAAAAGCAAGCAGAGUCUCUGCUGAAACUUUACAGAAGAGUUUGGCUCAGAUGAAAAAGCAGAUUUCAGAUCUUCAGAAAGAGAUUGAGAGCUUCCCACCAGCAACAAAUGAAAAUGAUAAAUUUGUGGACAAAAUGACCAUCUUUGUGAAGGACGCCCAGGAACAGUAUACCAAGUUGUGCAUGAUGCAUGACCAUAUGGAAUCCCUGUUCCAAGAAUUAGCAACAUAUUUUGUAUUCGACACCAAGAAGGUCACUAUUGAGGAGUUCUUCCUUGACUUAUUCAACUUCCGUAACAUGUUUGUGCAAGCUGUCAAAGACAACCAGAAACGACGGGAAACAGAAGAAAAGAUGAAACGGGCCAAACUGGCUAAGGAAGAGGCAGAGAAGAAGAAGCAGGCGAAAAUGCAGAAGAAAAAUGAGAUAAUUGAUAUUAAUGCAGAGGGCGAUGAAACCGGAGUGAUGGACAGUCUGUUGGAGGCUUUGCAGUCUGGAGCGGCAUUUAAGAGGAAGAGAGCACCUCGACAAGCUAAUCGAAAAGUUGGAUGUGCUGUUACCUCCCUGCUAGCGUCAGAGCUAACAAAGGAUGACGCAAUGACAGCAAUGCCUGGUAAAAAGAAAAGGAACGUUGAACCUGAACUUCUUGAGAUGGACAUGGAGGUCCAUGAAGACAACCAAGAUAUGCUUACACGCUCCAGUUAGCCAACUGACUUGUAAAAGCAGAUUUUUAGAAAUAUAAGUAAAACGAUUAAAAAAACUGAAGGAAAAAAAAAAAACCCAGCUAAACAAAAUGCAGAGGCCAGGAUAUUUCCCACAUCAAGUCACAUUUAAUGUAUAUGUCAAGGGACUUGGGUUCCAUCUACAGAUUUCAUCAUUCAUAUCAGUAGCAAUGCAUAUCAGUGGUCAUGUCUCUAAAUAUCCUUUGUUUGAAAAUGUCUCUAAGGCAGAGAUGUACGCUACAUGGCACAUAAACCUUCUCUCUAAUAGGAAUGUACUGGACAUUGGAAUAGCUAGAUGUACAAAUUAAAGACAUUUUGGGCUAGCAGUUUGGAAUAAAGUUAUCAAGCCCAAUACAGAGUGGAUAGAGUGAAUUCAGUUUCACUAACCAAAGUAUAAACUACUGUAUACUGCCUUAAAAAUCACCUUCAUUUUUUAUUUUAUAUUUUGUAAUUUCCUACUGACCGAUAUUGAUAUGUCUAUAAUUUAAAUGCCUUUUUUUUCUCUUUAGGCUAAAGUCAUGGCAGUAUAUGCAUCAACACAGAAAACUGUAUAGGUCAAUGGUGCAUAAUUUUAAUUAGACAUAUCGAGUUCCUGUGACCCAUGAAUUAACAUAUGGUAUAGUGCCAUGCUUUAAGACUUCAUUUGGCAUACAUAAUGUAUUAAAAUGCUACUUUCUCAUCUUAUUCCUGUGAAGCAAGACUUUCUUUCGUAUAUGUUGGGAUGUUUAGGAACACUGGUGCACUUUUUAUUCUUUGCAUCAGAUUCAAUAUCUCCCUCAGAAGAUCUGAAAUUCAGAGGGCCAAAUCUUUGCGAUAUUUUCUCCUCUGUAGCACACGGGUUUAAGUUCAGUCUAUUACCUCUAAUACCAAAUGGUAAACUAGAUUAUUUUUUUUUUUUAAUGUACGUUUGCCAAGGACUAUUAGCUUGGAAGUAUUUAAACAUUACAAUUUUAUUUCUUAUUGGCUGUAGUUUUUCACCAUUGUAACAGAAUGCCAUAUGCAAACAACUCAGUUUUGUUUUUUCUUGCAAGGUCUGGCCAAUGACUGGUAUCACAAAUCAUCUGUUGUAUAGCCCAAUUCCUACAGCUCAGCUAACGCCAUUAUAAAGAUUAUCUGUGUAUAUUGCAACCACCACUGAAAAUACUGUAUUGCAUGAAUCACGCAUUUCCCUCUGCACAGCUAUUGUGUUUGAAAUCAGGGUUUUUAUUCCACUUGGUGACUUACUGUUGCUAAGCAAUCUCUUUGGAAAUCUAUUUUUGUAAUUUUUUUAAGCAAAUGGCUUGAAUGUAAAAAGGAAAAUAAUCUCUUGUGCAAUAAGCAGACUGUACAACACAUACAUCUUAUCACAUGUCAAUGUCAUGAAAAAAAAAAUCAUAGUUGUACCUGGUUUAAGUUCUCUGAGCAUCAAAAAGUGCUUAUAAAGAUUUCGUCGAACACUGCUAAAGAGUCCUAGUUCUUUAUGAGAUAGUAUUUUCUUAAAUGCUGGAAUGUAUCAUUAAAACUGCUGUCUUUUGUUCUAUACAUUAGAUAGGUUACAGAUUUAUACAUUUUACUGUGUUUAGAUUACACAUAAUAGCUUUAUUGUGUUUAGGUGUUUUGUGUUUAGGAAUCAAUAUUUUUAGAGGAGCUACUAAGAAAUCAGACUGGAAUAUUUUAGCUGCAAAUAUUAAGACUUUGUUAAAUGGACCUCGGAAUGGUUGCUCCACUUGUACUGUAUCAGUACCAAAUGGGAUAGUUGAACACAUAGGAAAAAGAAUAGCUGUAGCCAUAAAUAUGUUUCCCUGAUACACCCUUGGCAUAUAUUAGUGAUUUUUUGUUUUGUUUUGUAAGUAAUUUCAAUGUGUACAUACUAUUGCGCUGAAAUUGAAUAGCUAUGGCGGUUUUCUUUAAGCAGUGUUUUUAAUUUACAGUCAUGUGUUUCAGACAAAAAUAAAUCUUCCUCUGGUCUUGCUGACAACUGUUUAAGUUUAAAGGGUAACUUUAGACACUAAACUAACUUCAUCUACAUGAAGUUGUUUUGGUGCCAGGAGAUCCCAGAGGCACUCUUACCUCAGAGGGGGUUAAGCAUUCUCAAAUGGUUUAACCUCAACGUUGCCUCCAGCUGCACUUUGGGGCAGGCCCACUCACCAGCAGGCAGCAUCUGGCAUCAGAAUUUUCCACUGUGUAGGGUCAAUUUUGAUUUGCUGAUGCUCUAAGCCAAUCAGUGACUCCCCAUUCACAAAACUGGCUUGGAAAGAAACUUACCUUUUCCAAGCCACUUUUGUGAAUUGGGGGCCACUGAUUGGCUGAGAGCGACAGCUGACCACUUUCAGACAAUCAGUGGUGCCCUGCGAAUGGUUUAACCCCUUGAGGUAAGAGUGCCUUGAAGGGCCUCCUGGCACCAUAACAACUUAAUCUAGAUGAAGUUGUUUUGGUGCCUGGAGUGUCAUUUAAAGCAUAAACACCAUCUAGAAAAGUAUGUAGUAGCUGCAUAUCUCCCAACACUAGUAACUAUAAAAUAGUUGCUGGAUAGAUAUGUGGAGGGGUUGUCAGUCACCCUCGGAAAUGUAACAUGUAGGCCUAGCACCUAUUCCUAAUCUAAGCCAUUUUAGG
This is a messenger RNA of Pelobates fuscus (common spadefoot toad), 6849 nucleotides long. It is a transcript of the gene DIAPH1, whose product is annotated as diaphanous related formin 1. Gene Ontology annotation, biological process: actin cytoskeleton organization; actin filament polymerization. The coding region runs from base 485 to 4240 and encodes 1251 amino acids. Gene Ontology annotation, molecular function: actin binding; small GTPase binding. The transcript is spliced from 27 exons. Gene Ontology annotation, cellular component: actin filament. The record is from RefSeq and is a predicted model, not a curated record. NCBI's taxonomy places the organism in Eukaryota, Metazoa, Chordata, Amphibia, Anura, Pelobatidae.